Messenger RNA from Lycium ferocissimum, 521 nucleotides. RefSeq lists its product as uncharacterized. The record is from RefSeq and is a predicted model, not a curated record. NCBI's taxonomy places the organism in Eukaryota, Viridiplantae, Streptophyta, Magnoliopsida, Solanales, Solanaceae. Bases 1 to 438 code for a protein of 145 amino acids. The transcript has 2 exons.
AUGGCGGCUCAAAGUAAUUUUAUUAGCGAAAUUAACACCAAGCCGAUGAAUUGGAGGUUAAAGGUUCGUAUUGUCAGGCUUUGGGAAAAACCACUUCACAACAAACCUGAUAGUCCUUUCUCAACUGAGCUUAUUCUGAUGGAUGAAAAGGGCGGCCGCAUUCACGCAAGUGUUGGCAGGAAUAUUAUUCAAAGUUUGAAAACGAUGAACCAAGAAAUCAAGGAAUUGGGUUUGUACAUCAUGAAGAAUUUCAUGGUUUGUCCAAAUAAGGAGAAACUGAGGACCAAAGACCACAAGUGUAAGUUGAUUUUCACGCAGAAGACCAUUGUUGAGGAAAUACAAGAUCCAUAUUUCGACAUGUGUAUCUUCAAAUUCAGACCCUAUGAGCAGUUGUCUAAUCCACAAGACUUUGAUGACAUCGAACUAUUCGGUAAUUAAAUCUUUUUCCUUUUUUCUUUUAUUUUCCGUUAUUGGCUUUCUGUUGUCCAUGGUUUGAACUGAUUGCUAAUACCUACAAACCA